This is a messenger RNA of Ectocarpus sp. CCAP 1310/34, 2469 nucleotides long. The record is from the annotation of a GenBank genome assembly. NCBI's taxonomy places the organism in Eukaryota, Phaeophyceae, Ectocarpales, Ectocarpaceae.
AUGGAUCUUGGAGAUACGAGUGUGCUCACCGACGAGCAGCUCAUGGAUGGGUAUGAUGACACCCCGUAUCAAGAUUUUUUCCCGGUGUUCAUCCCAGAGAGUGACGCUGCAAAUGUGGCUGGUGUUUUGGAUAGCAUUGAUGUUGGUGCUGAUUUUGACUUCGGUGCGGCCGCUCUUGGCCCUUUGCUCUUGGCGAGGGUCGGUGUCGCGGGGCCCGGAGCGCGGGCGUCUAAGCCCCUCGGGCGUGUUCGCCUGGACCUGUGUGGACCGCUUGGGCCUUCCCUGGGCGGCAACCUCUACCUUUUUGUCGCCGUGGACAGCGCCUCGCGGUGGAAGAAGGUCUACGGUCUCCGGCGGAAGUCCGAUGCGCUGGGGGCAACGAAAAGGCUGCUGGCGGACGUGGGGCGGUACGACCUCGGGCGCAUCGAGUGGUUCCGCGUCGACGACGGCACCGGGUGGACCCGCGGCGACUUCCGGCGCUUCUGCGAUGACAACGGCAUCGGCGUCGAGUUCACCCCGCCUGGCGUUCCGCAGUACAACGGCGUCGUCGAGAGUGCCAUCUGGCGCAUCAUGAAGGGGCCGUUCCGCGUGCUGCCGUUCUUCCAACCCGGCUUCAUGCGUGAGGAUCGCCGCACCAAGCUCGACGACCAGGCCACCCUCUGCUACUACCUGAACGGCGGCGACAACCACCCGAGCGGCACCGUCAAGACGCCAUCGACCGCCGCACCGACGCCGCCAGCGCCCACGCCGUCGCCCGUUCCCGCUCCCGCUGCCGCUUCGCCCCCUGCCGCAACGCCGCCGCCAGCGACCACGCCGCCGCCCGCUCCCACCCCUUCACAGCCGCCCUCUGCCACUUCGCCGUCACCGUCGGCGACCCCCGCUACUGGCCAGCCGUCCUCUGCCGCUUCGCCGUCACCGUCGGCGAUCCCCGAUCCAGACCAGCCGCCGUCGCCGCCGGAUCCCGCGAUGCCCCCGCUUACGGCUCACACCANAGACGCCUUCGACCGCCGCACCGACGCCGCCAGCGCCCACGCCGUCGCCCGUUCCCGCUCCCGCUGCCGCUUCGCCCCCUGCCGCAACGCCGCCGCCAGCGACCACGCCGCCGCCCGCUCCCACCCCUUCACAGCCGCCCUCUGCCACUUCGCCGUCACCGUCGGCGACCCCCGCUACUGGCCAGCCGUCCUCUGCCGCUUCGCCGUCACCGUCGGCGAUCCCCGAUCCAGACCAGCCGCCGUCGCCGCCGGAUCCCGCGAUGCCCCCGCUUACGGCUCACACCAUGCGGCAGCUUCGCCCGGGUACAAAGGCCGAGGCGGUGGACCCGGGGGCUGGAGGAGCGGGCUUUCCACUCGNCUGACCUUCCGCACUGCUAGGCCAGCGACCCUCAUGUUCCAAAGAGCUACAAGUGGCCAUGGCGUCGGAGCACCGGCACCUGUGGAGCGACUCUAUGCAAAGGAAGUUUUAUGGCUUGUUGGAAGCGGGGACCUUUACUCCGGCGAAGUAGCAAUUGGUGGAGAACAUGAGUUUGGAUGGCCCACUAAGGUUAAGUUGAGGCUUGUAGCGAGAGGUGAUAUGCAGAGAGAGUACAUUGACUUUGGAGAGUUGUACGCGCCUACCGUUUCUGUUUCAUGUGUUAGGAUGUUGGCUGCUUUGGCGUGCGAGUUGAACCUCGACUUGUGUCAUUUCGAUAUUGAGCAAGCUUUUGUGCGUUCGGAGUUGGAGGAAGACGUGUACAUGCGUUUGCCGCAGGGAUGUGGAGCUCUAUCUGGAAUGACUGAAAAACUAGGCGAGAGUCUGUAUGGCUUGAGACAGACAUCUAGGCAGUGGCAUGCAAUGCUGAUAGUUGACGUUUUUGCUGUGGGAGAGAGGGAGACAUGUGACAAGCUUAGCGCCGACCUUAACAAGUCCGUGCCAGUGAAGAACCUCGAAGAGUUGAGAUGGUAUUCUGGGUUCUUUUACGAGAGGAACAAGGAGACCGGUAAGUUGACGAUUUCUCAGCAGACUUUCACGGAUGAGCUAGCAGCAGAAAAUGGAGUAGUGGGAGGGGAAGUAGCUAGGUAUUGCGCAUCUCCGAAGCUGGUACACUGGAAUGCAGCGAUGGAUAUUUUGGGCUAUGCGAGAAGGACGGGUCACUUUGGUAUUUCGUUUCAGAGAGGUACGGUAGAGGGUUUCAGUUUGCAGGGGUACGCUGAUGCGGACUUUGCAAGCCAGGCAGCAGACCGUAGGUCGGUAUCAGGGGGGAUCGUGACGUGUGGAGGAGGCGCUGUGUCUUGGUUUUCCAGAACGCAAAAAUGCGUCACGCUUUCGACGACAGAAGCAGAGUACGUCGCGCUAGGCGACGUAGUGAAGGAGAUUUUGUUUUUGAGGCAGAUUUGGCGUUUCAUGUUGCCGCAGGUCGGCAUGCCGUGCAUCCCCGUCUUCGAGGACAACCAGGGGGCGAUUCAACUAGCGCAGNCGCGCUUGGUGACGUAG